Molecule: messenger RNA, 1966 nt
Organism: Pieris brassicae (large cabbage white)
Lineage: Eukaryota; Metazoa; Arthropoda; Insecta; Lepidoptera; Pieridae
Product: zinc finger protein 718-like
Exons: 1
Coding region: 87-1646 (519 amino acids)
Cellular component (GO): nucleus
Molecular function (GO): zinc ion binding
Source: RefSeq, a predicted model, not a curated record
AAGGCGAGCCUUUUAACAUCGGUGUUAUUUGUUUAAAAAAUACGUGAUUAAUUUUUAAAAUGACCCUAAAAAAUUAAAUAAUAGCUAUGAGUGAGGAGGAGGAUUAUUAUUGUCGGCUUUGCGCUGAGCCUACUCCAAAAGCCCAGUUAAUAUCGCCUGAUGAAGAUGUUGCAAUUAGUUCAAAGGUGGCCACUAAAUUACUCUGGAUAAACAUUGAUAUAUCUUCAUCCAGUACCCUUCCAAAUACAAUAUGCUUCUCUUGUUUCGAUCUAUUGGAAAGGACAUGGUCAUUUCUACACAAUACGCGUUCAGCACAGGAAAAACUGCAAAGUAUUUUUCUAUCACAACAAGACACAAACAAGCAGGAAUCUAACUUAAAAAACGUGGAAAACACUUGUAAACCCGUUGAUCAAAGUUGGGAGAAGUUCCAAGAACUUAAAACUGAAAUAAAAGUUGAACGCGAAGAAUUCACGGAAUACGUUAAAUCCGAAGAUGACAGUGAUCCAGAUUUUACUGUAGUUCGUGAUUUUAGUAUUCAUAGCGGGAAUACAUCAGACAGUGACGUGCCAUUACUUGCAUCAAGAAGGAAAAAACAAAAGCGUGAAUGUAAGAAAGAUUUUAAUAGCUCUAUAAAGAAAGAGCUGCCCAUAGAUCCUCUACCUGACACGAUAACUUGGGAUAAGCAGAUGUGUAGAUGUGCGAAAUGUGAUGCUCAGUGUGAGAAUAUAGCCUCACUUCAACUACACUCUCAACAAAUACACAAUCGCUGCUGUGUUUUCAAAUGCCUUGACUGUAAUAAAAUUGUUCAUUCAUUUAAGACCUUUAUUAAACAUGUACGAACACAUAAAGAGUUCCUUAGAUAUUGUUGUGAGUUUUGUAACAACUUGUUUACUUUGACGUCUGAUUUAAAAAUACACAAAACCAAAGUGCAUGCUGGUAUAUUUCUUAAAAAAUGCAGGAAUUGUGGUUCAGAGUUUGAUACUCCAGAACAAUUACAAGACCACAAGUUACUUUACAAUCAGCGUCAUAAAAGACUGGCAUCUACUCAAGGAGAGGCUGUAUUUGAUCUCAAGUGUAAAGAUUGUAAUAAGGAAUUUAAGUCACGGAGCAAUUUGCAACAACAUCGUCAAGUACACAAAGAACGUACCAGGGAUUUCUCAUGUCAUAUUUGUGGUAAAAUGUUUUUCACUAAAGGUACUCUAGGCACUCAUAUGAUGACACAUGAAGAUACAAAACCUUACAAAUGUCCAUACUGUCCACUAGCAUUCAAAGCCAGAGGAAACCUCACGUCUCACAUAAGCUGUCACUCUGGAGUGAAACCGUUUGUUUGUGAACAGUGUGGUAAAAGUUUUAGAGUUAAGAGACACCUAAAAUCACAUUCUAUUAUUCAUACAGAUCUUAUGCCAUAUGUAUGUGAAUAUUGUGAUAAAACAUUCCGGUUUAAAACACGACUUAACCUUCAUAUACGACAGCACACAGGAGCUAAGCCAUAUAAGUGUUUGUACUGUCAGCGUGAUUUCACAAAUGGAUCUAACUUCAAAAAACAUAUGAAACGAAGACAUGGUAUUGAUACAUCCAAAAAAGCAUAUCAAAAUAUGGAAAUGGAUGAUGCACAGCUUAACAGUGAGAAUGAGAAAGUACUGUAGGGUAAAAAAUCUAAUUUUAUUAUGUUGAAAAUAAGAUUUGUACAUGUUUUGCAUUUUGUUUGUCAUUACUUAUGACACUUAUGUGUAUUGAUGUAAUGAGGUUAACUGCUGCCAUACAGUUUCCAGUUACAGGUCCAUAUCAUAUUGAUAGAAAAUCUGAAAAUAUUUUACUUUAUGUAUUGUAAAAUAUCAAAGUUUUUAUUGUAUAAACAAAAAAAUUCACACCCACCUUCAAGAUACAUUUAACCUUUGUUAGAAGACAACAUCAAUAAAUAUGUCUUACUAUUGUGAUGAAUAUAUGAGUUGAUGUAUUAAUACUU